UCGCUUCUUGUUGGCAUGUGUAGCGGCAGUGGCCGCCGGCGGAGCAGUCUGAGUCCGACGAUGAGGCCGGGGACGGGAGCAGAGCGUGGAGGCCUCAUGGUGAGUGAAAUGGAGAGCCGUCCUCCGUCGCGGGGUCCCGGGAACGGGGAGCGGAGAUUGCCCGGCUCAAGCCUCUGCUCCAGCUCUUGGGUCUCUGCUGACGGCUUCCUGAGGAGCCGGCCCUCGAUGGGACACCCUGGCAUGCACUAUGCCCCCAUGGGAAUGCAUCCUAUGGGUCAGAGAGCGAAUAUGCCACCAGUACCUCAUGGAAUGAUGCCGCAAAUGAUGCCCCCUAUGGGAGGGCCACCAAUGGGACAAAUGCCUGGAAUGAUGUCUUCAGUAAUGCCUGGGAUGAUGAUGUCUCAUAUGUCUCAGGCUUCCAUGCAGCCUGCUUUACCGCCAGGAGUAAAUAAUAUGGAUGUAGCAGCAGGUACCACAUCUGGCGCAAAAUCAAUGUGGACUGAACACAAAUCACCUGAUGGAAGGACUUACUACUACAAUACUGAAACAAAACAGUCUACUUGGGAGAAGCCAGAUGAUCUUAAAACACCUGCUGAGCAACUGUUAUCUAAAUGUCCUUGGAAGGAGUACAAAUCUGACUCUGGAAAGCCUUACUAUUAUAAUUCUCAAACAAAAGAAUCCCGCUGGGCCAAACCUAAAGAACUUGAGGAUCUUGAAGGAUACCAGAAUACCAUUGUUGCUGGAAGUCUUAUUACAAAAUCAAACCUGCAUGCAAUGAUCAAAGCUGAAGAAAGCAGUAAGCAAGAAGAGUCCACUACCACAUCAACAGCCCCAGUUCCUACAACAGAAAUUCCGACUACAAUGAGCACUAUGGCUGCUGCCGAAGCAGCAGCUGCUGUUGUUGCAGCUGCUGCUGCUGCUGCAGCCGCUGCUGCUGCAGCCAAUGCCAGUGCUUCCACCUCUACUUCUAAUACUGUCGGUGGAACUGUUCCAGUUGUUCCUGAGCCUGAAGUUACUUCCAUUGUUGCUACUGUUGUAGAUAGUGAAAAUACUGUAACUAUUUCAACUGAGGAACAAGCACAACUUACUAGUAGUACUCCUGCUGUUCAAGAGCAAAGUGUGGAAGUAUCUAGUAAUACAGGAGAAGAAACAUCUAAGCAAGAAACUGUAGCUGAUUUUACCCCCAAAAAGGAAGAAGAGGAAAGCCAACCGGCCAAAAAAACAUAUACUUGGAAUACAAAGGAAGAGGCAAAGCAAGCCUUUAAAGAAUUAUUGAAAGAAAAGCGGGUACCAUCUAAUGCUUCAUGGGAACAAGCUAUGAAAAUGAUCAUUAACGAUCCACGAUACAGUGCUUUAGCAAAGUUGAGUGAAAAAAAACAGGCCUUUAAUGCUUAUAAAGUCCAGACCGAGAAAGAAGAAAAAGAAGAAGCAAGAUCAAAAUACAAAGAGGCUAAAGAAUCCUUUCAGCGUUUCCUUGAAAAUCAUGAAAAAAUGACUUCUACAACCAGAUACAAAAAAGCAGAGCAAAUGUUUGGCGAGAUGGAUGUCUGGAAUGCAAUAUCGGAACGUGAUCGUCUUGAAAUCUAUGAAGAUGUUUUGUUCUUUCUUUCAAAAAAAGAAAAGGAACAAGCAAAGCAGUUGCGAAAGAGAAAUUGGGAAGCCUUAAAAAAUAUACUUGACAACAUGGCUAACGUAACAUACUCUACUACUUGGUCUGAAGCCCAGCAGUAUCUGAUGGAUAAUCCAACUUUUGCAGAAGAUGAAGAGUUACAGAACAUGGACAAAGAAGAUGCAUUAAUUUGCUUUGAAGAACACAUUCGAGCUUUAGAAAAGGAAGAAGAAGAAGAAAAACAGAAGAGUUUGCUGAGAGAAAGGAGACGACAGCGUAAAAAUAGGGAAUCCUUUCAGAUAUUUUUAGAUGAAUUGCAUGAACAUGGACAACUGCAUUCUAUGUCUUCUUGGAUGGAAUUGUAUCCAACGAUUAGUUCUGACAUUAGAUUCACUAAUAUGCUUGGUCAGCCUGUUUUUUCAUUAGGAUCAACUGCACUUGAUCUUUUCAAGUUUUAUGUUGAGGAUCUUAAAGCACGUUAUCAUGAUGAGAAGAAGAUAAUAAAAGACAUUCUAAAGGAUAAAGGAUUUGUAGUUGAAGUGAAUACUACCUUUGAAGAUUUCGUGGCAGUAAUCAGUUCAACUAAAAGGUCAACCACAUUAGAUGCUGGAAAUAUUAAACUUGCUUUCAAUAGUUUACUAGAAAAAGCAGAAGCCCGUGAACGUGAAAGAGAAAAAGAGGAGGCUCGGAAGAUGAAACGAAAAGAAUCUGCCUUUAAGAGUAUGUUGAAACAAGCUGCUCCUCCGAUAGAAUUGGAUGCUGUCUGGGAAGAUAUCCGGGAGAGAUUUGUAAAAGAGCCAGCAUUUGAGGACAUAACUCUGGAGUCUGAAAGAAAACGAAUAUUUAAAGAUUUCAUGCAUGUGCUUGAGCAUGAAUGUCAGCAUCAUCAUUCAAAGAACAAGAAACAUUCUAAGAAAUCUAAAAAACAUCAUAGGAAACGCUCUCGCUCUCGAUCGGGGUCAGAUUCAGAUGAUGACGAUAGCCAUUCAAAGAAAAAAAGACAGCGAUCCGAAUCUCGUUCUGCUUCAGAGCAUUCUUCUAGUGCCGAGUCUGAGAGAAGUUACAAGAAGUCAAAAAAGCAUAAGAAGAAAAGCAAGAAGAGGAGACAUAAAUCUGACUCUCCAGAGUCAGAUGCUGAGCGAGAGAAGGACAAAAAAGAAAAGGAUCGAGAAAGUGAAAAGGACAGAACCAGGCAAAGAUCAGAAUCAAAACAUAAAUCACCUAAGAAAAAGACUGGAAAGGAUUCUGGUAAUUGGGAUACUUCUGGCAGUGAACUGAGCGAAGGAGAAUUAGAAAAGCGCAGAAGGACCCUUUUGGAGCAACUGGAUGAUGAUCAAUAAAUUAUACCAAAUAUAUGUUUACAGUAUGAUUUAAAUCUAAUUCAGACCAGGGACUCUGUUUUAAGUUCAAUUGAAAUAACACUGGGUUUUAAUUAUAUCACAGAACAAAAAGUGCAUUUAAGUAUUGUUAUUGUGGACUUGACUUUAUAAAGACAAAGGAAAUUGAAAAUAACUUUUGAUUCUAUAAUAAUCAUAUUUUCAUAUGGUCAUAACUGUCUUUCUGUGACCCUUUCAGAGGGCACUGCAGGAUGGAUUAAAGGUGGCAAUUUACUGAUAACUGCAGAUGUCUCUACUUUGUUCUAAAGUCUAAGUCAUGAGGUGGUUUGAUUUACUUUAUAGAAGUUGGAUUUUGAUGAUAAACUGAAAAUUUUUUUGAUACAUAGUAGUACAAAAAAAGCACCAGCAACUGAUAAAACUGCUUUUUUGUGCACUACCCAACUGGUUAAAGCUGAUGUGAUCUUUUAUGGUGAGCUCCUAAGAAAUAGGUGAUUUUGAUGGAAAUCUGGCAGACCCUGAACUACAGUGGUGCCAAUGACUACUACUGUAGUAAAGCCACCUUUGUCAUUUUUUUACUAAACAUCUGAUACAUUUUAAGAAGGCUAUUAUGAGGGCAUUAUUUUGAAUAUCUAUUUUGAGGUGAUGUUUAAGAAAAUUAACAUCAAAUCAAAUUGUAAAUUAGUUUAAAUAUUUGCCUUAAGGACCUACUAAAGAAUGUGCCACCAAAUUUUAAAUGAUAGUUGCAGUAUCCUUGUCUAAAACACAAAUGAAUGUUGACUUAAACAUUUUCUUUAACAGAGUUGUCUUUUUUUUUUUAAAUCCAAUCUUUUUUUUUUUUUCAUUGAGGAAGUCUUUUACCUUCCCUACACACUGAGAAGUAUUGACUUCGUGGUACACAUUCUAAAGCAUUUCUGAUUUGAAUAUUUUUGUACAUUUUUAUCAAUUAUUAAACCUUCUCUUCUA
This is a messenger RNA of Trichechus manatus latirostris (Florida manatee), 3909 nucleotides long. RefSeq names its product pre-mRNA processing factor 40 homolog A (gene PRPF40A). Lineage: Eukaryota; Metazoa; Chordata; Mammalia; Sirenia; Trichechidae. Gene Ontology annotation, molecular function: protein binding; RNA binding. Gene Ontology annotation, cellular component: U2-type prespliceosome; U1 snRNP. The record is from RefSeq and is a predicted model, not a curated record. The coding region runs from base 16 to 2949 and encodes 977 amino acids. The transcript has 26 exons. Gene Ontology annotation, biological process: mRNA cis splicing, via spliceosome.